GAACGCAUAUAGAGCAUGUGAAUUGGUUCAACUUUGUUUAAAGCUGAGAAUUUUUCAUGAAAAAGUUUGUCCAUAAAUAUAGUGCUUAUCGUCGGUCGAGAUCUUUGAAUUCCCAGUUCCAAGUGUAUGGUAUGGUACACAACUAAAGCUCUUGCAACAACUUCUGCCAAACAAUGCCAUCAAGAUUUCUAUGGCUUCUGCUAGCUCUGCUGUGUUUAGCCCUAACACCACGAAGAUCUGGUGGACAGUUAGAGGAAUGGUGCAUAGCUGAUAAGCAGACCCCGGCGGACGAGCUAAAGAUGGCACUUGAUUGGGCUUGUGAGAAGGGAGGUGCAGACUGCAGUAAGAUACAAGAGAACCAAGCUUGCUACUUACCUAAUACUCUGGAGCACCAUGCCUCUUAUGCUUUCAACAAUUACUAUCAAAAGUUCAAGCAGGAAGGUGCAACAUGUUACUUCAAUGCUGCUGCAAUUGUCACUGCCCUUGAUCCAAGUCAUAACUCUUGCAAGUUUGAGUAUCUUCCUUGAGGGAAGAGUGGAAGACCUAGAGGAUUUGCAGUGAGGUUUCAAGGUGGAAGCACAUCUAAGAUUUCAGUUUUGUGAAAGCAUUCUUGUAUCACUUUAAAAUCAAAUGAAGUUACUUUUUCUUUUUUAA
Molecule: messenger RNA, 654 nt
Organism: Rosa chinensis
Lineage: Eukaryota; Viridiplantae; Streptophyta; Magnoliopsida; Rosales; Rosaceae
Product: PLASMODESMATA CALLOSE-BINDING PROTEIN 5
Exons: 3
Coding region: 174-527 (117 amino acids)
Source: RefSeq, a predicted model, not a curated record